This is a messenger RNA of Entelurus aequoreus (snake pipefish), 3079 nucleotides long. Its product is annotated as protein SERAC1-like. The coding region runs from base 45 to 2102 and encodes 685 amino acids. The transcript has 18 exons. Gene Ontology annotation, molecular function: protein binding. The record is from RefSeq and is a predicted model, not a curated record. NCBI's taxonomy places the organism in Eukaryota, Metazoa, Chordata, Actinopteri, Syngnathiformes, Syngnathidae.
CUCUCGUCAAGACUGCAAUCAAGGUAAUUUGGUAGUUUGACACAAUGAGUACCCCACGAAGAUCCCAACAAAUCAGACAGGAGAGGAUGUCUGCAUCUGCCCUGCGUUUUAUCCACUAUAGGAGAUUGAGUUCAGUUGUGGUGCCUGGUCUCAACAAGGUGCUCCGUUGGAAGGAUUUAAGAAAGGUUGCCAAAGUAACAGGUGCAAUUGUGUUCGGAGGCUGCCUUUUUAUCACAUAUGAGGUGGCGGCCUUAGACAAAGCUGUGACCAUAGACACCAGUGUGAUUCUUCAAGAGAAGUACAAGUCUUACAUUUAUCUGCGAACCAGUCCCUCGGAUGAAAAGGAUAACCUUGCUGCAGGGCUCACUCAGAAGACAAGGAGGGAACUCCACAAAGCAGCGAGACGGUUUCUAGAAAUAUCCUCACGGCUUCUGCUUCAGUCAUUGGAUGCUGCCAAGUCGGUGACACAAAGUUUGCGACUGCAAGAGCGACUAACUCAUGUAGAUGCAGACCCACAUGAGGUGGCGCUGUGGGUCCUACUAAAAAGGACACAAUCCGACAAUGGGGCCGCCAGAAUACAAGCUGUGCAGGACCUUGCAGACAAUCACCACUGGCAUGACUACCAGUAUCAGACCGCUGCCCAAGUUAUAGACCAAAGAACCGCCGUGGGCCUCGCUCGGACUCCAUGGGCCGACCUGCGAUUCUUCCUCCCUGGGCCUGCACUUCCUGACCUUAAUGAUAGUUUCUCAGCAGAGGACGGUCUGAGGCAUCUGCUCGCUUCUCUGCCACAAUCCGAGGUAGACAAGUGUGUUCAGUAUUUCACGUCGCAGGCUCUCAGGGAGAGCACGCACUCGUUAGCAGCGCAGCGGGGUGGCCUGUGGUGUUUUGGUGGCAACGGGCUGCCCUACGCCCAAAGCCUCACCUCUGUUCCCUCUGAGAAGGUGGAGUCCUUCUGCCUACAAGCCCUAGUGCAGCACUCCAAGGUUCAAAGCCACUGUGACCACAUAGUGUCCAACGGGGGUCUCCAACUUCUUCAAAGGGUUUACCAGCUAAGGAGAGACUCCCAGAAGAUUCAGAGGAACAUUGUGCGAAUCAUUGGAAACCUGGCGCUCAAUGAGAGCAUUCACAAGGCCAUUGUGCAAUCGGGAUGGGUGUCGGUCCUGGCCGAGAUGAUGCAGUCUCCUCACGUCAUGCAGGCGUCCCAUGCAGCUCGCGCCCUCGCCAACCUUGACAGGGAGACGGUGAAAGAAAAGUAUGAAGAUGGAGUCUACAUUCUACACCCGCAAACACGUGACAAACAGCCAAUUAAAGCAGACGUGCUGUUCAUCCACGGUGUCCUGGGGGCAGCCUUUAAGACAUGGCGCCAGAAGGACAAAAGUGUGUUAGAUGAAGAGAACACCAAAGAUGGCAGGGAUGAUUACACAGAGUGUUGGCCAAAGUCAUGGUUAGCUGCUGAUUGUCCACAUCUGAGGGUGUUAUCAGUGGAAUAUGAUAGCCACCUCAGUGACUGGAUGGCUCAGUGUCCUGCUGAGAAUCAAAGGAAGUCCUUGGCCAGCAGAAGCCAAGAGCUGCUGAAGAAGCUAAAGAUGGCAGGGGUUGGAGACAGGCCGGUGGUCUGGGUAGCUCACAGUAUGGGAGGCUUGCUUGUGAAAAAAAUGCUAAUUGAUGCCUCUGAAGACCCAGACAUGCAGGACCUGUUAAGGAACACCAAGGGCAUUUUGUUCUACAGCGUACCUCAUCACGGCACCUUUAUGGCGGAAUACUCAGUCAAUGUCCGAUAUCUCCUCUUCCCCUCCAUCGAAGUCCGAGAGCUUUGCAAAGACUCACCAGCCCUGCGCGACCUGAACGAGAACUUCUUGAACAUAGCCAAAGGGGAACAAAUUAAGGUGUUAAGCUUUGCAGAGACGCUUCCCACAAACAUCGGUCCUAUGAUCAAGAUACUGGUGGUGCCAGCACAGUCAGCAAACAUUGGCAUUGGGGACCUGAUUGAAGUGGAUGUGGAUCAUCUGAGCAUCUGCAAGCCAGAGAAGAAGGAGUCAUUCUUGUACAAGCGCAGCCUUCAGUUCAUCCAGGAAACAUUGCAGAGCUCCAUCAGCCAUUGACGACCACUGUUAACUUAACAUACUUGAACCAGCUUCCUGGUCCCACAGAAAUAACGACUUAUGUCAUUUUCGUGUAAUGAGAAUUAACAUGAAUAACCAGGGAAGAGUUAUUCAUUCUCAAAGCACAAAACUAAAUGCAGAUCUCUCACUAAUACCCAAACCUUAUUUAAAAGUUUAUCAUGGCAACCCUUUUCUGUAAAAGAUAUGCCCAUGAUUUUAUUUCUUACACCUAAAUGAGACAUUUUCUAACAAUUAACACAAGUAGUUUUAAAAAAAAAAAAAGGACUUACCCCUCAGUAUAAAUAAAUGAUAAAUGGGUUAUACUUGUAUGGCGCUUUUCUACCUUCAAGGUACUCAAAGCGCUUUGACAGUAUUUCCACAUUUACCCAUUCACACACUGAUGACGGGAGCUGCCAUGCAAGGCGCUAACCAGCAGCCAUCAGAGGCAAAGGGUGAAGUGUCUUGCCCAAGGACACAACGGACGUGACUAGGAAGGUAGAAGGUGGCGAUUGAACCCCAGUAACCAGCAACCCUCCGAUUGCUGGCACAGCCACUCUACCAACUUUGCCACGCCGUCCCGAUUAUUUAAGAACAAAAGUAUAAUUUAGAUUUUAUUGGUGCAUUUAUAUUUAUGCUUUUUACUGUAUAACAAUCAUAAUGAUGAUCCUAAUUUCAUAACUGACAAUUCAAUAGGAUUUUCAUCUUCAUUCUUUUUGUGGUCACACAUUUCACAAGUGAACAAUAAAAUGUGUUAGGUUGGAGGCGUCAUUUGAGUCAAUCAUUGCUUUAGUAUGUUUUUUUUAACGAAGUUAUCAAUUAAACUGUCAAUUGGCAAUCCCGGCUAACAAUAACAUGCUAAUAGUUAGCUUUACAUGUUGGCUAAAGAGCCAAAGUAGGAUAGUCUUUAUAAUGUGUUUCUUGACAAGUAAAAGCAGGCAUGCAGGGUUUUUUAUUAGUACUAUAGUACAUUUAACGGU